Molecule: messenger RNA, 1659 nt
Organism: Ectocarpus siliculosus
Lineage: Eukaryota; Phaeophyceae; Ectocarpales; Ectocarpaceae
Source: the annotation of a GenBank genome assembly
AUGGUGCGAGUAGAAGGGGGAAGACCAAACGGCGCGGCCGCAAAAAAGAUCGUGGCAGUGCUUGUGGCAGCGGCUUUGGGCAACACGCGAUCCGCGGCUGCGACGACGGUUGCAACAAACUGCCCCCCAAUGGACCUGGUGAACCACAACAUCACGGACUACAUCCGAUGGAGCACAAUGUCCGACAGAUUGUACUUGGAAAACGGGGCCUGCGCAACCAUGACCGACAUCUACGAGUCCCGCAUCGACACGUACACGGGCGAAAACAAGGGUCCCGUCUAUCCGUUCGACGAGACCACCGGGGGGAUCACGAACAACGUCACGGGGUCCUGGUACCUCGGAUCCAGCCUCUACGUCACCGAGGGCGCGAGACUCGUGGUGCAGGGGUUGAGCAAGGGCGGGGACUGCGACCACCUCCUGCUGGCCUCGUCCGCGGAGAAGUUCAUCAACGUCCGGGCGUACGGCGGCGAGAUCAUGCUCGACGGCACCCACGUGGAGUCGUGGGACUUGCUCGAGGGGACGGUCGACGAGAACUACGACGACGGCCGAAGCUACCUUAGCGCGAUCAGCGAGGUCAUCAUCAAUCCGGCGAUGGAGUGCGAGGGGAUGGCGACCAAUGACAUGGGGGAGGCUAGGAUGGACAUCAUUGACUCGGAGAUCAACCACCUCGGACACUACGAAUCGGAGAGCUACGGCAUCGCCUACAAGGUCCGCGGUUUUUGCAAUGACCUCUCCAACCCGGAGCUGUUCGAAACGGUCGGCGUGACGGGAGACAUCCUCGGCUCGCACAUACACCACCUCUACUUCGGCCACUACUCCUACGGGCACCAGGGGGGCAACUGGAGCUACAACACGGUGCACGACAACGUCGGCUACGGAUUUGACCCUCACGACGACUCUGACUACGUCACCAUCAGCAACAACGAAGUCUACAACAACGGCUGGCACGGAAUCAUCGCCUCGAAGAGGUGCGACCACGUCACCAUCGAGAACAACCACGUCUACGACAACGGCCACGUCACCGACGCCGGGAAGAUUACCGGAAACGGCAUCAUGCUCCACCGCAGCUGCGACUACGCCACCGUCAGGGGCAACGUGGUGGAGAACAACAUGGACUCGGGCGUGGCCGUGUACGAGAGCUCCAACUGCGAGAUCUCCCAGAACAACCUCUCCAGGAACAAGAACGGAAUCCGCAUGUCCAUGGGCUCCGCCAACAACCUGGCCUUCGAGAACCACAUCGUCAUCAACGGCGAGGACGAGAGGUACGCCAUCUACCUCUACCGGGGUAACGACACGCCAGCCGUGGAAGGGUCCGACGGCAGGCCGAGGAACAACCGCGUCUUCGACAACAGCCUCAUGAGCGACAACGCCGUCGUCAUGGCCCGGAACGCCGACGACAACAUCAUCGAGGGGAACACCAUCUUCGGCAGAGAGUCCCGGUUCGUGGACUCCUUCAACACGCUGUGGUACGGCAACAGCGUCCCCGACGUGCACGAGUUCAAGCUGGAGGACGGCUCGUGCUUCGACCCGGAAAGCGAUAUGGACUACGUGGCCGGCGAGGCGGGAGGGGGAGACGGGGACGGGUCUUGGUCGUCGACGCUGUCGUACUCUUACGACUUCGGCUACGAGUACGAGGAGGGUUUCUUCUGCGGCGUCUAG